This is a messenger RNA of Galleria mellonella (greater wax moth), 1578 nucleotides long. RefSeq lists its product as uncharacterized. Bases 136 to 1074 code for a protein of 312 amino acids. The transcript has 5 exons. The record is from RefSeq and is a predicted model, not a curated record. NCBI's taxonomy places the organism in Eukaryota, Metazoa, Arthropoda, Insecta, Lepidoptera, Pyralidae.
AACAGUCAGUGGAAAUCCUCAUUGACGAACUAAACACCAAUGAGGGUGGUAUUGAUAAUAGAGCUGUGACCCACAAAUGGAUCGGUGACGACGUGUGCAUAAGUGUUUGUGAUAAAGACAUUGAAGUGUUUCAAAAUGACUGCCCUAUUAUUAUUGAUUGCUUUGAUGCUUGGACAUGCAACAGCUGUGGUAGAACUGAGCUGUAGUGACAAUGCAACGUGUAUUGAAAAUAUGACGAGGGAGAUGUUCAGAAACUUGAGGCAACAGAGGUCGGUGAAGCUGUUUGAUGUAUUCACGAUCGAGCCGUUAGGUACGAGGCAGGCGAGAUCCAACGAAAGCCCACUGUCGAGAUUUCUAAGUAAUCACGCAUUCAGUUUUGACUGGGCUGAUUUCACGUUUAGGGUGGCGAAACCUCAAGACAGAAGUGAUGUUUUGGAUUUAGAAGUCUUUGAAGGCAGAUCUGCUAAAGAUGUUUCGGAUCCGAAUCCGAAGAAAUCGUCAAGCAAGGUUGAAGAGGAAAUAGACGACAAAGGACAUAAAUUAGGUCUCAGAAGACACAAGAAAAAAGUCCUUCAGGCAAUAAUACCUCUGUUAUUUGGUAUGAAAUCAGCCGGAGCCGUGAUAUUUGCUUUGGCAAUAGUCACUGUAUUAACCCUGAAGGCUUUCGUGGCUAGCAAACUGGCCCUCGUCGUCACCGUAGGCAUGGCUGUUAAAAAACUCUACGAGUCUUAUGGCAAUGGCGUCGGUUUACAAAACCAUCCAUAUCUUUACUCACAAUAUCCGAUCGAUUUCCCGAGUGCCUCCUCCCACGCUUAUUCCGUAAGCGGAGUGAGCCCACAAUUCGGAUCGCCAGAGAUGUAUAACCCUACUGCUCUGGGAACCCAUCCUCAUGCACAUGAAUUGUUGCAACCCAAUGAUGUCAGUGCUCAAUCAUCGCAACAGGCACCUACGCUCCUAGUUAAUUCAACAAGAGCAGCUGAAAGAUGGGAUGGUUAUCGGCGACGUCCAAUGUUUUAUGGAACCUCGCGCGCUACUUCAGAAUCCUAUUCGGGUUACAAACACCCCCGCCACUAAGUUACUCACCGUCGAUGCCGAUGCCAAUGUACACGAUGCCGCAAAUGUAUGGCCCCCAAAUGUUUGGCCAAGCCAUGGCUGACAUGGCCAUACCACCGGCUCAUACAUAAUUGGACAUGUGGACGUAAUGUGGAUCAAGUGGCGUCGUUUAGUAGAUAAUACCGCUAAAUGUCAGAUUGCCACGCUGACUUGAUCCGUUGUAACUGUGAUAAGUUUGUGCGUGGCGGUCUGACAUUUAGCAAAAAUAUAACGCAGUCGCACUGUUUUAAGUUGCUGGGGACUUAUGUUUCCUUGUUCAAUGUUCAAAUCUUCCUCAGGUCCUGGCAAUUUAAAACACUGCGUGAACACUGCCCCACCUUGUUGUUAAGAAAAUUUCUGGUCUUGUAUUUUCUAAAGACUGAUUACUAUAAGCGCGAGCCCGUCGACUUUAUUUAUUUUUAUUUAUAAGCGACAUUUGUAAUAAGACUUAUUUAUUCAGCACAUAGAAUAAUAAAAUGACAUUAA